AUGCUUCGCUCAAACUCAGAAUACUCCCUCCAGGACCUGUCCCUGUCCAACCGAGCAGGCCCUCGUCUCCGCCCUUCUCAGACGCGGGAGCACAGCGACACUGACCGAAACAGCAACGGAGAAGGAUCCGCCGUGCCGCAAACCGGGAAUGAUAGCACCAGCACCAGCGGCGAGAGCAAGAGAAAGAGGAAGACGCGACUGGGGAGGUUCUGGCAGGACUAUGUUAGCUGUGAGGUCGACCUGUCGGCGUCGAGGGAUCAUCUAGCGAACGAGCGGACCUUUCUUGGCUAUCUCCGCACAUCCGUCAUGAUGUCCAUGGUUGGCACCAUGGUAGCCCAGCUCUUCACCCUGCACCACGAGGGGUAUCACGUCCACGGCUUUGGAUAUUUCGUCACCGGCAAGCCCCUAGCAUUGACCUGCUAUGCCUUCUCCAUCGGCACGAUCCUCCUCGGAGCUGUCCGCACCUGGAGACAUCAGCAGAUCAUGAUGAGGGGGAAGGCAUUGGUCGGAGGCUUUGAGAUUCACCUUUUGGGAAUAUUCAGCAUGCUGCUCAUCUUGGUGUUCUUCUCUCUUCUGCUCGGUAUUGAUGUGAGCAAGGAGAGUCAACCUGAACCCACCACAUCUUCUUGA
This is a messenger RNA of Fusarium sp. VM40, 630 nucleotides long. The record is from the annotation of a GenBank genome assembly. NCBI's taxonomy places the organism in Eukaryota, Fungi, Ascomycota, Sordariomycetes, Hypocreales, Nectriaceae.